This is a messenger RNA of Suillus bovinus, 735 nucleotides long. Its product is annotated as microsomal signal peptidase 25 kDa subunit-domain-containing protein. Lineage: Eukaryota; Fungi; Basidiomycota; Agaricomycetes; Boletales; Suillaceae. Gene Ontology annotation, cellular component: membrane; signal peptidase complex. Gene Ontology annotation, biological process: protein targeting to ER. Bases 1 to 735 code for a protein of 244 amino acids. The record is from RefSeq and is a predicted model, not a curated record. The transcript is spliced from 4 exons.
AUGGCACCCCGAAAGAAUGCCAAAGGACUUUCGCCAGCCCCGUCAACACCAACGCGUCGUCCAAGCUCAGCUGCUUCUUCUCCAGAAAAACCUCCUGGUCCAUUGAGCGUCACUAUCUCUCCGGAGGAGCGCGAGGUUAUCAAGGUCAACAACUACAGCGCAACCGAGCUCAAGAACGCAUGUGAUGAUGCUCUGAAACGAUACUUGUCGAGACCCGUUUUAUUUAAACAAAUACAUCUUCACACUGAUGUGCGACUGGCUUUGGGAUGGGCAGGCGUAUUCACUGCAUUAGCUACUGGACUUUAUGGGUGGAAAUCUGACUUCGAAAAGUCGAAGCCUGUAGUCUGGGUUGGGUUCAUACUCUACCUGGUCCUCACCUCCCUUCAGACACUAUAUUCCUACUUUGUGGAAGGCGAUACCAUCUUUGUCGGCCGACGAAAAACCUUUUCAAAAAGAAUAAUAACAGAACGGAUAACAAUUUCCUCGCGCACGCUUCCAGUACCGUCUUCUAAAUUAAGUCUCAAGCCGAGCCCCACGAACUCACCGUCAUACUCGAUCUCCAUUAAUUACGUCCAGUCUACAUCAGGGGGUAAAUCACUGCUUGCAAAGGGCCGAACACACGAAGCGAAAGAGUACUCGGCCUUCUUUGAUGAAAAGGGCGUCAUGGCACAGGAAGUGUUUGAGCGAUGGAUUGGAGAGCUGGUGGAGGCAGUGAUGGAGGGAAAGGGGGCAUGA